Molecule: messenger RNA, 1429 nt
Organism: Diatraea saccharalis (sugarcane borer)
Lineage: Eukaryota; Metazoa; Arthropoda; Insecta; Lepidoptera; Crambidae
Source: the annotation of a GenBank genome assembly
AUCAUCUUGGAUUCUGAACAACAUAUGUGAUGUCUUAUAUUCUACAUAAGGUAUUUGUCUAAUAUUUUUGUUACGUGUUUUGCCUACAUCAAAUCAAGCUACAAAAAAAAGCAUGUCUCAAAAAGCCAUGUUAGGUAUGCGUAACGCUGGAGAAGAAUAUGAAGAAUAGUUGUUGAUUCAAUCUUUUGUUUAUUAAUUACUAGCUUUCCGCCAGCGACGUCGCCCGAGUGGUUCUUGUAUUAUACAUAAAAACCUUCCUUUUUCAUCACCCUAUCUAUGAAAAAAAACCGCAUCAAAAUCCAUUGCAUAGUUUUAAAGAUUUAAGUAUACAUGGGGAUAUAGGGACAGAGAAAAAGACUUUGUUUUAUACUAUGUAGUGACAGACAUUGUAUAUAAGCAUAAAGUAUUUCGGAAGUUAUUUUGAAUAUUGUAUUUGAAAUACAAAAACUAUUUUGUACUUCAAAUAGUAAAUCUAAAGAGUAUUGCGACUACGGCAACUUUAAUACUUUCUUGCGUUUAUGCGGUCUUGGUAUAAUAUACGUUCAGUUUCGACCGCCCGACAGGUGGUGGGUGUGAUAUGCAAACUUGUUGAAUUUACCGUUCGUAAAAUCCAGAAUGGUUUUGUUACCUAACUUAUAAGAUUUAAAAAGUUAUAUUUUUUUCUAGUACGGUAAAUGGAGAAAAUACGAUAUCAUCUGGUGAAACCCUAGAAAUCCCGAUAAAAGUAGCUGAUUGUGCUAUAAAUUAUAUUGAGCACGUUGAAUUGAUUGUAAAUGUUCGAUAUAGUCGACGAGGAGCUCUGGAAAUUAAUCUCACGUCGCCACGAGGUAAAUUAUACUUUAAACUGCGCUCUUGAUAAUAUUUAUGUAUUUUUUUUCCCUGACUAUUACAGUCAGAAAAGAAGGGUGUUUUAGAAUAUAUGUUUGUUUGUAAUUUGUUGUAGGUACUAAAGUGCCACUUCUAAGCGCACGAUUAAAAGACACGUCUUCUAAUGGAUUUAUGAAUUGGCCAUUAACGUCGGUUGCAACGUGGGGUGAAAGUUCGAAUGGAAUUUGGAAGGUUACCUUUUUAGAUGAAACCGAUGAACAUAACUCCGGUGAAGUAGGUCCGCUACGUUUAGUUGUUCAUGGGACUCAUCAAAUGCCAGAUCAUAUGCGCAAAGGGCCAAGAAAAUAUACGCAUGAUGACUAUAAUAACUAUGAAAUAUUUAAAUUAUUCGACAACAACGUAUUCGAGAAUGAGAAUCUGGAUUCUGAUGAUAACAAUGUACCAGAGGAACAUGAAACAGAGCAAGUUGAUUUUAAUGAAAUUGAUUCCACAAUAUUAGCCGAAGUGGAACAAGAAUUAAAAAGGAUACACCAUAGAAUGGUGUUUGAUGGAUAACUACUUACGUCAAAUUAACUAAUGUUGUGUGUUAUUAUCAAUACAA